This is a messenger RNA of Apis florea (little honeybee), 1404 nucleotides long. Its product is annotated as ribokinase. Gene Ontology annotation, molecular function: ribokinase activity. The record is from RefSeq and is a predicted model, not a curated record. NCBI's taxonomy places the organism in Eukaryota, Metazoa, Arthropoda, Insecta, Hymenoptera, Apidae. Gene Ontology annotation, cellular component: cytosol. Gene Ontology annotation, biological process: D-ribose metabolic process.
AUACAUAUAUAUAUAUAUAUAUAUACACGAAGUGAUAAGAGUUACGUUGUAUUUAUGGUGCAAACAAAAUAUGUAUAUUUUUGAAAUUAAAUAAAAUUUUUAUUUUUAAUCUUAAAAAUUUUUAAUCUGAUACCUUAAUUCUUAUCUAAAUAAUUUUAUUUUUAAUUUAUUAUUAUUAAACUAUCUUCUAUAUCAACUGAAUCUCAUUCUUUUUUGUAGAGUUUAUUUGUUACUAUAUAUAAUAAAAAAUUUUAUAUCAGUUAAAUGGUUAAUUGGUAAUUGCGAUAAAUCUUAUUAAUCGUUCUUAUCAGUUUUAUAUAUUUAUGAAAACAGUGUCUUUCAUAUUUUUUUGAUUAAAAAAUAAUUUUAUAUGUGACUUGCAUUACGUACAUAACCUAUAACGAUAUUUUUAUUCUGAAAUUAUUAGUGAUUAAAGUAAAAAAUGUCAAAAAUUGUUAUUGUUGGUUCAUGCAUGGUUGAUUUUACUUGCUUUUCUCCUCGUUUUCCAAAACCUGGGGAAACAAUAGUGGGUAGAAAAUUUGAGAUAAAAUAUGGUGGUAAAGGUGCUAAUCAAUGUAUAUCAGCUGCCAGGCUUGGUGCAAGCACAGCAAUCAUUGCUUCUUUAGGUUCUGAUAAUUAUGCUCAAGAGUACUUAAAGAUUUUUAAGAAGGAAAACGUAAAUGCUUCUCAUGUUCAAAUACAAACAAAUGUACAUACCGGAAUAUCACAUAUUACGGUUAUCGACAGUGGCGAAAAUAAUAUCAUAACUGUGUUAGGAUCGAACAACUUAUUAAGUCGCAAUCAUGUAGAUAGCUCGAUAAAUUUAAUCAAGAAUGCUGCCGUUUUAUUGUGUCAAUUUGAAAUACCUUUGGAAAUUACUUUACACGCCUUGAGGCUUCACAAAAAUUAUGGUCUAUCAAUUGUAAAUGGAGCACCUGCUAUGAAAAAUAUUGACUUGGAAUUGUUGAAACUCUGUGAUAUAUUCUGCGUUAAUGAACUCGAGGCAGAAGUUAUGAGUGGAAUAUCCUUCGACGGAGAAUUGAGUAUAGAACACAUUAUGAAUAAAUUGUUGGAUAUGGGUUGCAAUACAGUUAUUAUUACUCUCGGUAAACAAGGAGCAAUAUACGCAUCUCAGAAGGAUAGAACUGUUAAAAAAGUUUUCACUGCUAUUGUUCAGCCUAUAGAUACAACAGGAGCUGGAGAUGCAUUUCUAGGGGCUCUUGCAUAUUUUAAAGCUUAUCACCCAACACUUUCAUUGGACGAGUGUAUCCGAAGAUCUUGUAUCAUUGCCACAAAAUCCGUAUUAAAAUUCGGUACACAUGCAAGUUUUCCGUACAAGAAGGAUUUAUCGUCAGAUCUGUUCAUUUAAAAUAAUAAAAUAAUAUAUACUUUAUAUAAACGAUA